Messenger RNA from Neurospora tetrasperma FGSC 2508, 3111 nucleotides. RefSeq lists its product as uncharacterized. The coding region runs from base 1 to 3111 and encodes 1036 amino acids. The record is from RefSeq and is a predicted model, not a curated record. Lineage: Eukaryota; Fungi; Ascomycota; Sordariomycetes; Sordariales; Sordariaceae. Gene Ontology annotation, biological process: cytoplasmic stress granule assembly. The transcript has 5 exons. Gene Ontology annotation, cellular component: cytoplasmic stress granule. Gene Ontology annotation, molecular function: RNA binding.
AUGGAGAACCGACCGGCUUCCGCGAAGCCCGCGACCACAGCCUCGACCCCCUCGCAGUCGUCGACGCCCGACGUCAAGUCCCCCGCGACCCGUCCCCUCUACAGCAGCAAGCUCGGCGACCAGCGAGCAAGGACAUCAGACGCGGUGCCGGCCACUUUGGCCAGCCAGCAGAACAGACAGUCUGCCCCUCCUGUCCAGCAAAAGGCCUGGACUUCGGCCAAGAACCCCAUCACCGGCCAGUCCGCCAGACCGCAGAACAACUUCAGCUCACAGGACAAGAAAUCCGUGACCAGCUCCCUUCGCGAGGGCCAACGAGUACGCAUUACCCUCGCUAACGGCUCCGAGUUCGAGGGUACUUAUGCCAACACCCAAGACCCCAACACCUGCCGCCUGACUACGGUAACGCAGAAGAAGCUGCCCAACUCGGCCGAAAUGAACGGAGCUUCUAGAAAGGAGCAAGGAACCAUGACGUUUCAGAAGAAGGAGAUCGUUGACGCGCGUCCUCUCCUGGUCAACAACCUUGGCAAAUCAGACGGCAAGCCUACCAACGGCAACCGCGCGUCCUUCCGUACUGACGCUGCCAUCUCCAACUCUCGCUUCGGAAAUGAGCGGACUCUGCACCGCUGGGUGCCCGAUUCUACCGACGGGCUUGAUGAUAGCUUGGAGAAGACCAACACUUCUGGUACCUGGGAUCAGUUUGCUGCGAAUGAGCGCCUCUUCGGUCUCAAGACCGAUUAUGAUGAGAACAUCUAUACCACGACGAUCGACAAGAGUCACCCUCAGUACAAGGAGCGGAUGGCCGCUGCGGAACGUAAGGCACGCGAGAUUGAGCGAAGCGCCCCGGUUACCGCACAUGUUGCCGAGGAGCGUGUCAUGGACUUCCAGGGCGGAGACGAUCGUGAUGAGGAAGACAAGUACAGCGGUGUUCGAAGACAAGACUUCCCUCCCCUGUCUGGUGGCCGAGAGAACAAGUACACGCCUCCUGCUCGGCGUGCUCCGGCUGCGCACUCUACCGUCAAGGGUGCUCCUGUAGACCCGGCUAUCAUCUCGUCUCAGCUGAAGGCACCCCCGCAGAAGCAAGCUGCGCAGACUGUGGCUGAUGUCAAGAGCCCCAUCCAGCAGACGAAGCCAUCGCCCGCACCUACCAGCACCACCGCGGACUCAAAGGUCGAGUCUAAGCCGGAUGUGAAGGUAGCGGAAGUCAAGGCUGUUAACGCAAAGGCUACCGAUAAGAGCGCGGCUCCGGCUCAGGCCGCGGUUAGUACUACAGCGACUGCACAGACCCUUAGCAGCAAGCAGCAGGGAAUUGAGCAAAGACUUCUAACUUCGUUCAAGGAAUUCGCGAACAUUCAACGCGGCAGUGCCUUGUCUGCCCAGAGGGCCAAGAACAAGGCAGACAAGGAGGUCAGAUUGAAUGACCUCAGAAAGUUCUAUCACGAAUUCAAGCUCUCAACCCCGGUGCCAUCUGACCUUAUUUCUAUCAUUGCCAAGGACCCAGCAAAGCAGAAGGAGAUCCAGGAGAAGGCGCUGAAGAACGCACAGGAAAUGGCCAGGAUCAAGGCUGAGCAGGCUGCUCUCAAGGCGAAGGAGGUCAAUGUCGCCAAGGAGGGUGCGAGCAAGACCACUACCGAGCAGACCAGCUCGGCAACUACUACCACGGCCGAUACCCGUACCGCGUCGCGGCCGACUGCCCCUCAGCACUCUAGUUCAGCUGGUGGUGUUCCGAGCCGCCACCAGGGUCAGCGCAACUCUUACCAGCAUCCUCAGGCGGCUUAUCACCAGCCUUACACCCGCGGGAACCGCCCGCCUCCCCAUAUGUCCCAAAGCCAGCAGACGGGCAACCUAUCUCAGCGCCUACGGAACGUGGAGCAGCACAAGAUGCAGCAUCCCCAUAUGGGACAGCAUCCUCAGGGUCCUGACAUGCGUCUCGCCCCCACUGGCCCUGCCAACAACGGAGACCCUUCCUUUGCUCGUCGCACCAGUGGUGUUCCACCGCCCACUAAGCAGUUCAACCCUCUGAUCCACGAGUUCAGACCUGGUGCCACCCCUUUCGCCCCUGCCUUUAGCCCCGCUGGACCGAGCCAAGCGUCAAGCCCCCGCGUGUCGGUUAACAACGUUGUCGAGCCUGCGGGCGCUUCGGCUCUGCCUCCUGGAAAGCUGAUCAGGCGUAAGACCAAGGAUGUAGACCCCAAGAAGUGCAAUAUCUUGGCCUUCUUGGAGAAGGAAGAGAAACCUUCCAUGCAAUCUCAUGCCGUGAGAUGGGAGGAGAACGGUGCCCUCCGUCCGGCCUACGAGACCCCCCCGACGUGGCGCCAGGCGGAUCCUCAGAACGAAAAGGCUGAUUCUACCAUGAACAUGACCUACACGGAAUACAUGGAGAGGUACCCGGUUCCGAGCACCGUCAACGCCACGCCCAACCCGUCUCAUGCACUUCCCCAGUUUCACCAUCAGCACCAGUUGCCUAUCCACAUGCAGCACGGCGCGCAGAAUCUUGCCCCGAGGCAGUCGCCUCACAUGCCUCCUAUGCCCAUGCAGCCUGGCCAGCAUGGACAUGCCCCUCAUGUCCCUUUUACAGCUCCUGACGACCACAGGAUGAUGCAUUCAAACUCCCAACAGUCGUUUGCAUCCCCUAGAAUGGGUCAUGCGGCCAUGGUCUAUCCCCAGGGAACUCCUGGUCAGUUCCAGUACAGCCAGCCGAUGAUGCAGCCCUACAUGCCUGGCGGUGCGCCCCAGAUGGGACCAUUCCGCAGCUUCUCGAACAACCCCCAGUUCAUGCCCCAGCAGCAACAUCACAUGGGCGGUCCCGUUAUGAUGCAACCGCAGUUCAUCCCGGGGCCAAAUGGCGCCUUGAUGGCGGCUGGUCCUCAGGUCCAGAUGUAUCCUGGACAUCCACAGUUUAUCCCCGCGGGUGGUGUACCCCCUCAGCCCAUGAACGGGACGAACGGUUAUCCUAGCCCCGGACGCCCAACGGCACCCAUGAUGGUGCACCAGGGCUCGCAGCAAGGACAGCCGGGUGUUUAUGGAAUGAGCCCUGCUGUUCAAUACCAGCAGCCUGCUUUUGUGGCUCAGCAACAGCCUCAGGGCAAGUUCCCUAACCAGCGGGCUCAAUGA